Capsicum annuum is the source of this 3140-nucleotide messenger RNA. RefSeq names its product transcription factor LHW. The coding region runs from base 761 to 2962 and encodes 733 amino acids. Gene Ontology annotation, biological process: regulation of DNA-templated transcription. Gene Ontology annotation, molecular function: DNA-binding transcription factor activity; protein dimerization activity. The transcript has 11 exons. Lineage: Eukaryota; Viridiplantae; Streptophyta; Magnoliopsida; Solanales; Solanaceae. The record is from RefSeq and is a predicted model, not a curated record.
UUGGCGCUUUAUUGCUCUGAAUUCUCAGAAAAGUGACUUGUUCAUCUCCUGCUCACUCUCUCUCUCUCUCUCUCUCUCUCUCUCUCUCUCUCCCCGGUUUGCUUCUGAAAAUGAGUUGGGCGACAUCGUUCUUCGUGUCUUGAAACUCUUCAUUCUGCUGCUACCAUUCACUUGAGUAUUUUAUAUUGCCUUGAAGGAGGAGGAGUUGUUGAAUUUGGAGUUAAAAGAGAUCGAGUAAUAAUGGACGCUAAACAAUUCGAAGUUUACAAAAGUUCUUUCCUUUGAGAACCUCUGCUUACUGCUUUUUCUUCAUCAACCAUCUCAUUUCAUUUAUCUCGUGGAUCUGGCUUUGAGUUUGGCUUUUCUAUUGGUUAUUUUGUGGAAGCACCAAGUCGCUCUGAAUAGGAUUGAGGCUUCUUCUCUGCUUUUCUUGUCCUUUGAUCAGCAUUUACUGCAUUAUUUGCUUCUCAGUUAAAGUGAUGGACGUGUUCUCAGCCGGGUUUUCUGCUUAAUUUCCUGCACUAAAUUCAUUUUUAUGCCGUUUGCAUCAAUUUGCUUUCUGAUAGUUGGAGAGAUCAUCAAAAGAAUGGACAUGUUGCUUUUAACUUCAACUGAACCCCCAAUGAAACGCAGAGCUGGUUUGUUUAUAGUUCAGGCUGGACGAGGAUCAUAUCGCGGAAGUUAGUCAGCUAGUUGGUGGUAAAUUGGGUUGCUAUUAUCUGAAUUUUUGAAACUUUUGAUUUAUUUAGAAUAAAGAAGAAUGAGUGCUGCUUCCUUGAGGCAUUUCCUAGAAAGUGUCUGCUUCAAAUCUCCAUGGAAUUAUGCAGUGUUCUGGAGGCUUCAGCACCAGUUCCCUAUGGUUUUGACAUGGGAAGAUGGAUAUCCGGACAUUCCGUGUGCUAGAGAACCUCAUAGAAGUCUAAUUGGCAAUUGUUAUAGCAAAAACAUUAAUGAUUGUGGAUCAAGAUCACAUAAUGGAUAUUUGAGGGCAUAUCCAAUUGGCUUAGCCAUGGCUGAGAUGUCCAGUACUUAUCACAUAGCAGGCGAAGGGGUGGUCGGUGAAGUGGCAUCUUUGGGCAUACCACACUGGAUUUCUUCGGACAGUCUAGCACCUGCAAAGCUCAGCUUUGGUUUUGCUGCUGAGUGUCCAGACGAGUGGAUUCUUCAGUUUGUUGCUGGCAUUAAGACUAUAUUGCUGGUACCUUGUAUCCCCUAUGGUGUUCUGCAACUAGGAUCAAUGGAAACGGUACCUGAAAACAUGGAGAUGGUUACCAAUCUAGCUGAAGUAUUUGAUGCCCAUUUCAAUCUUUUCAAAUCCUAUCCUCCAGAAAACAGUGAAUUUCUCUUACAGUCUGCUAUCUCAGAGAGUGUGAAUAUACCAUCUGCAACGACCACAAAUGAGGUAAAUGAAGAUGAUGUAGCUGCUGAUAUACCCAUUCUGAAAGAUAAAAAAUUAUCACCUGCAUAUCCGAUGACUUCAUUAAUUGAGGUUCAACAUCCCUUUCAAUUAUCUGGACAACACAUGCAAAAUGUCCCUGAGAAUAAUGGAAACGAAGGAAAAAUUGGCAAGUUUGUUGAACGCAUGCCAAAUAUCCUUGAAAAUGCAAAUGAAAGGGAAAUUGGAAUACAACAUGCAGACAUGAUAAAUCUAGUGAAGCAACUUGCUCAUGCAUAUUCUGAUGAUAAUGGAUCAGGGAUAACAGAAAACAACUUCGGUAGAUCUUGCCAUGCAAAAGGUGUAGACGCCUUUUCUUAUUCUAGCUGUAAUGUCGGUGGAGUCACUAUUUCGAAUGAGUUAGAUUGUUACUUCGAUGGGAACAUGCUAGAUCCGCAAUCUCUUGGAGCGGAUUGCAGCGAUACUAUUCUUGGAAAUUUAAGUAAUUCUCUUAGCUACCCAACAGAAUGUGAACUCUACGAAGCCCUUGGAAGUACAAUUCAAAACAACAUUGCUGGCAAGUCCAUCUAUACUGAAAACCCUAUGUUUAAUAUUGAGCCAUCAUUUGGGGAAUCUAAUGAAUGGCGACUGAGAGAAAAUAAUGCUGAAAAUCUUCUGGAAGCCGUUGUUGCCAGUGCCCGCUGUUUUUCUGAUGAUUAUUCACUCCACAAUAUGGUUGGUCUAGAGUCCUUAUACAUGCCAUCAGGAAAACCUGCCCCUUUCCGCAAAAGGAAAAAUCCAUCUACAGAAAGUGCUUCUGUUGGAGAUGACACAGUCACACAGAGCACUCUUACAUCAGCUUCUGCUGGGGCAGACAAAUAUGCUUCGACUAACUGUCCGCAUUCUGCUUCUUCAUUUGAUUGUGUUGUAAGUGCAUUUAAUGAGGGGCAGCAUCAGACAAAGGUCUUUAGCUCUAUGAGUUGUCAUAAGGAGUCAAAAGCAUCUAAUACCAACAAGAAAAGGGGACGGUCUGGUGAUGGUCAUAAGCCCAGACCACGAGAUAGGCAGUUAAUUCAGGACCGGCUUAAGGAGCUGCGUCAACUUGUCCCUAAUGGUGCAAAAUGUAGCAUUGAUGGUUUACUAGAUAAAACCAUAAAACACAUGCUAUUUCUGCGAAAUGUUACUGAUCAAGCUGAUAAACUGAGGUACCAGGCUCAGAAAGAGGUAGCCCCUGACAAGAGCCUUCAGUUGCCUGAAUUAAAACCCAGUAAUCAACAAGGCACCUGUUGGGCUCUAGAAUUGGGAAGUGUGGACCAGAUAUGCCCUAUAAUUGUCAAAGAUUUGGAGUACCCUGGACACAUGCUCAUAGAGAUGAUGUGUGACGACCAUGGACGUUUCUUAGAAAUUUCUGAUGUUAUUCACCGUUUGGAGCUGACGAUUUUGAAGGGUGUGAUGGAAAUACGUUCAGAGAGCACGUGGGCUCACUUCAUUGUUGAGGCUUCAGGAAGCUUCCAUAGACUGGAUAUCUUCUGGCCACUGAUGCAGCUCCUACAGCAGGUGCGAAGUUCUGUUUCGCGCAACAUGUAAAUGGUUAAUUCAAUUAUGAGGAGAUUUGCGAAUGGGAGCUUUGUAAUGAAUCUGGAUUUAUUUUCUAUAAUUUGUAUCUACCAAAUAGCAUCUGUAAUAGUGACCUUGAACGCGUGAUAUUAUUAGUAUGUAACUAUGUGAAUUUAUGAAAGGUUGAAAUCCACUGAGUUUGACAUCC